This is a messenger RNA of Rhineura floridana, 720 nucleotides long. It is a transcript of the gene TMEM91, whose product is annotated as transmembrane protein 91. Lineage: Eukaryota; Metazoa; Chordata; Lepidosauria; Squamata; Rhineuridae. Gene Ontology annotation, cellular component: intracellular membrane-bounded organelle; membrane. The transcript is spliced from 3 exons. The coding region runs from base 1 to 720 and encodes 239 amino acids. The record is from RefSeq and is a predicted model, not a curated record.
AUGGAGAAUAUCCAUGAACUCCAGCACCCGCUGCUGGCCAAGCCGCCUGGGAAAGUGACCCUCCAGGGCGGGAUGCUGAGCCCAGCCACUCCGCAGCAUGACCACUCUGGAUCGUUGCCCCACCACGUGCCCCCCAGCCUCUCCUGGCUCCAAACUGGCCCCACCAUCCUGCCUAGGCAGCUCCUGGAUCCCAGCAGCCUGCAGAAGGUGGUCAAACCGUACAGUACCCCAGAGCCAACCCUCUACCCAGAGCUGUGGAAGUCGAGCAACCCCCAAGGCUGGAAGAAGAAAGAUUAUAUUGAAACUGCUUUUGGAGACAGCAAGGAGGCCUCGGAGCUGCCCAGGAAGGUGGCUCUGGAGAAAGACAUUCACACCGUCUGCUAUGAAGUGGGCGACACGGAGUUGCCAGACCCAGAGAAUGACUCCUCGAGUGACAGCGAUACAGAGAGCGAGAGCAGUUUCUCCAUGCUGCUGCCUCAAGAUUACCUGGGCUUGGCCGUCUUCUCCAUGCUCUGCUGCUUCUGGCCGUUGGGCAUUGCUGCUUUCUAUCUAUCCCAAAAGACCAACAAGGCGUCAGCCAAGGGGGACUACCCAGGAGCGUGGACGGCUUCUCGCCAAACCUUUGCCCUGGCUGUCUUGUCCAUCAUUCUUGGCAUUUGCACCUACAUUGGGGCUGUGGUGGCCCUCAUUGCCUACCUGUCCAACAAGGCACCAACCUAG